AUGGGUGACGAAAAAAGUAAAAAGCCGUUGCGAUUGAAAACAUUCGGGGAGUUGCAAAACGAUCCUGUCUACGAGAUCCAUCUUCUUCCGCGAAAGCGCAAAACAACAGCAAAUAAAUCGAGUGCACCAGUUACCCCGAAUGGAAACGACGAGCACGAUGCAGAUGAUAGAGUUCCUACGGAUUCGGAUAAUGGUGAUGAUUCAGACGAAGAAGUGUCGGGAGUAGCGAAUGAAAAGUCAAAAACAACAGCUGGUCAAAAGAAACCAAAACAAAGAAAAGCAUACAAUGCGCAUAUCUUACCAAUGAUAUUCAGUGAAGAUCAGUCGAAACCAAUGAUAAAUCUAGCUAACUACUUGAUGAAACGACGGAAAUGGCCAUAUCAAGGUUGGCAUAAACGUUUCUUCAAGUUAGAAAAUGGUAUUAUGAUUUAUGGUAAAUCCGAACAGAGUGUAAAACGUGAUCGUCUAAAUGGUAAAUGCGAUAUUGGGUUAUGUAUGGUUACGUAUAUUCGGGAAUCUCAACGAAUAAAUAUCGAUGAAACCAACUGUGUUUAUCAUUUGAAGAUCAAAGAGAAGAAAUUGUUCGACCAAUGGUUAGAUCAAAUAGCCAUACACAGAAAAUAUCGGCAAGGAAUACUCGAACAGCGAUCUUUUACCACACCAAAGGAUGAUACAAAUCAUUCGAAUGAAAAUCAAGCGGCUAACAAUACUUUGUCGACUGAUCAACUUUUUUACAAUGAUUUUUCUGAUGUUCAAAUACAACUGAGUAACCUAUCGGACAUUCUGGAAAAUAUCAAACUCAAUGUUAAUAACACCCCGGUGUCUAGUUCGUCUUCGAAAUCAACUGAUGGAACAAGAUCGAGUGGUCACACUCCAUCAGCUAGCAUCAGUAGUAUAAAUUCAAGUACAGUAUUGGAUCUUCAACGACAAGAUUAUUAUAAUACAGCUAAAAAAGUUUUUGAUAAUUUGAAUAACUUGCAAAAACGUUUGUCUGCAUUUGCUUUGGAACAACAACAACAACAACAAUCAUUGAAUAAUUCUUUGACUUCGGAGGGUGAACAUGGUUAUCAUUCAAUUUCAUCUCGUGCGACUAUCUCAAGAGAAGGAUCAAUUUUUUAUGACGCACCCGAAGCUCUCAAUGCAAUAUUCUUAAAUGAUAACAAAGAUGAAAUAGGAAAAUUAUCUGAUUCUGAAUCAUCAAGCUAUGGUGAUGAUGAAAGUCAUCCUGACAAUAUUGACCGGCAAUCAUCUGUUCCACCGCAGCUAAAACCUCCUCAAAUGAAAUGGCGUCGUUCAUCAUUGAGUGCAUGUGCACCGGAUACUUCCAAUGUAGGUCUAUGGAAUAUAAUGCGGAAAGCCAUUGGCAAAGAUUUGUCUCGGAUAGCAUUGCCAGUCAUUUUGAAUGAACCACUCGGUGUUUUGCAAAAGUUAUGUGAGGAAAUGGAAUAUUCGGAUUUACUUGAUCGAGCCGCUCAAACAGACGACGUUCAUUUACGUCUUGUUUAUGUCGCUGCGUUCAUUGUUUCGACAUAUGCAGCUAACUAUUACCGCACGGGAAGAAAAAACUUCAAUCCACUAUUAGGUGAAACAUAUGAAUGCAUACGGGAAGAUAAAGGAUGGAAAUUCAUCGCUGAACAGGUUAGCCAUCAUCCACCAAUUAGUGUUUGUACAUGCGAUUCACCAAAUUUUAUUUACUCGCAAAAAUUACAGGUGAAAAUCAAAUUUUGGGGAAAAUCUAUGGAAAUCUUUCCUGACUCUCAAAAUGUCUUAUUUUUUCCAAAAUACAAUGAAACAAUCACAUGGAAUAAAUGUAAAAUGUGCAUACAUAGUGUUCUCUCCUCGGAACGAUGGAUUGAUCAUUACGGUGAUGUUCUCGUUGAGAGUUCCUUAGGAACAAAAGCUCGAAUUAGUUUCAUUCAAAGUGAUUAUCGAACACGGUUGAAUAAUGUUGCCGGUGAUAUUGAAGAUGCUCAUGGUAAUGUAAUACACAAAAUCUUUGGCCAUUGGCACGAAGAAGUCUUUUGUGGAAAUGAUCAAACAGCAAAAUGUAUUUGGCGACAAAGCGCUGUUCCAGAGAAUUCCAAACAAUAUUACGGUUUUACUCGAUUUGCUAUUGAACUGAAUGAACUUGAUGAUGAUCUUCGUCAACAAUUACCACCCACGGACACACGUUUUCGACCUGAUCAACGUUAUCUUGAAUUAGGACAAGUUGAACUAGCUGAGAAAGAAAAAGCUCGUCUAGAAGAAGCUCAACGUUCACGUUCCAGUUCUGCCGUUAGUCCAAAAUGGUUUGCUGCAAAUGGCGAUUCGUACGAACUUAUUCGUGAGGAAGAUCCUUCACAUUCCUAUUGGAAAAAGCGUGAAGAACAUUGGGCUCGUGUUGAUUUCGCACCAUUAUGCGAGUCAUAUUCAGCUAUGCUAUCUGAAAUGUCAAUUGGCUCAUCUUGUUUUGUAACAUUAUGUUUAUUUUUAAAGAUUUCUCGCUUUCUGACAAAUAUGAGUCGACGAUCCGAUCCGCGUCCGGAGAAAUUCAAUAAUUAUAAAAAUCGACCGAAGAUUGAACGAUCAAGUCGGUCACGGUCGCGCUCUCCACUCUCACAUCAUUCGUCGUAUGGUAUCACCAGUGAAUCGUACAAUAGUAAUCGUAAGCAACGUUCAGACCAUCACCGACAUUCUCAACCAUCAUCAUCAUCGUCGUCGUCGAAAUCAAACGGAUUUAUUCCUGAUGACGAAACAAAGAAGUUCUACGAGAAACCAACCGGUGAUGAAACGGGCUUUUGGACGUCGGAAGAUUAUACAUUUCGUGAUAUGAUUGCCAAAGAUGUUCGCAAUGAAAUCGAAGAUGAUAUUGCAAGCAAAGGUUCCGAUGAGGAAUCCGAAGUAGAUUCUGAACUUGCUGAUUAUGCCGAUCGUGCUGAUCUUGAUGAUGACGAUGAUGAUGAGCAGAAGAAAACUAUCGUUGAACGUCUCAUACCAAUGAAAAAAGACGAAGAAAAAGGCAAACAUCUCAAGACCGAUCAAGUUCUCGCACGAGAUAAAUCAUCGUAA
Molecule: messenger RNA, 3048 nt
Organism: Adineta ricciae
Lineage: Eukaryota; Metazoa; Rotifera; Eurotatoria; Adinetida; Adinetidae
Source: the annotation of a GenBank genome assembly